Messenger RNA from Trichomycterus rosablanca, 4676 nucleotides. It is a transcript of the gene rimbp2b, whose product is annotated as RIMS binding protein 2b. The coding region runs from base 413 to 4036 and encodes 1207 amino acids. The transcript has 23 exons. Gene Ontology annotation, biological process: neuromuscular synaptic transmission. The record is from RefSeq and is a predicted model, not a curated record. Gene Ontology annotation, molecular function: protein binding. Lineage: Eukaryota; Metazoa; Chordata; Actinopteri; Siluriformes; Trichomycteridae.
CAGAAACAGCGAUUCCUGCCGAGCGGCGGAUUUUUCCUUCAUCUUCACCCAACAACAACAUCAACAUCCCGGUAACCGAGCGGGGAGAGCGGCGGCGCACCGGGAUACAGCAGCGUUCACAUCAGGGGGGUCGCGUUUAUCCGAGCGGAAGGACGCAGAGGAGCAGCCGGGAGCAGGAGCCAGGAAUUCAGUACAGGAGAGUGAACUCCAGAAUGUUCUGCAGGGGAAAACAGAUCUGAAUGUGCACGCGUUCAGUGAAAUCCAGAAGAUUGCCGAGCAUGAGCAGGUGAAGAGUGAGUAUGAGCGGCUGUGGGAGGCUCUGUGUUCAGUGACCGUGGAGAGAGAUUGUGCUCUGUGGGAGAGGACUCAGCUCCUAGCCAAACUGGAGAACCUAGAGCAGGUGCUGAAGCAUAUGCGCGAGGCUGCUGAGAGGAGGCAGCAGUUAGAGUUGGAGCAUGAACAGGCCCUGGCCGUCCUCAGUGCCAAGCAGCAGGAGAUUGAACUUCUGCAGAAGGCUCAGGUUGAGGCAAAGAAGGAACAUGAAGGAGCCGUCCAUUUAUUAGAGAAUCACUUGGACAGCAUGCAGGCUAAGGUGAAGGAGUUAGAGGAGCGAUGUCGGACCCAGAGUGAACAAUUUAAUAUGCUUUCUAAAGAACUGGAGCGUUUUAGACUGCAGGCAGGGAAGCUGGACCUGCUCACCACCAGCCAGCUAACAGGGGAGGAAGUGCCCGACUCGCCCACUAAAACAUCACUAUGUUCGCUGCUUAAUGGCCUGGGCAAGGGCAGCGACCGUUCCCUGAGCAAGUCGCUCUCAGAAUUUAUUCGACCUCUACAGAUGAGUGCAACAGAGAAAGCAGAGAUGCUGGGAGUCAAACCCAGCUACCUGUCCCGGAGCACGCCCUCCAGCCCCCGUCGAGCCUGCCUCUCUGAGGUCCGACCCAUCUUCACUGCUGCUAUGGAGAGAGAGCUCAACCUGUCUCCUCGGGCCAAGCCCAGGUACACCAACAAAGUCCGGCUGUGCGUCGCCCGCUAUAAUUAUAACCCUUACGACGGCCCCAACGACCACCCUGAGGCCGAACUCCCUCUGGUGGCUGGGAAAUACCUUUAUGUUUACGGGACCAUGGAUGAAGACGGCUUCUAUGAAGGGGAGCUGUUGGAUGGCAAUCAAGGCCUUGUCCCCUCCAACUUUGUGGAAUUUGUCCUAGAUGACUUCCCGUCAUCCUCGAAAGAACCACCCUACCUCAACUUCACUCUGAACCACAGCAGCAGUCCAGCCUCGGUGCCCAGCAGUGCUGUGAGCACGCUCAGUACGCUGCUCUCUGAGAAACUGGAGUCCCUGAGCUCCUGCACGGGCACGGGUACGAGCAGCAGCAGUGGUGUCAGCAGCAUGGGAAUGGGCAUCGAUCUGGGCAUCAUGGGAAGCGAGCCUCUGACCUCCACAGGCACAGCCAUGCUGGACGUGAGCGUGGAUGAGGUCGGAGAAGACGUAGUGCCUUACCCUCGGCACCUGGCGCUCAUCAAGCAGCUCGCAAAAAGCGUCAUCGUGAGCUGGGAGCCUCCGCUGGUGCCACCCGGUUGGGGCUUCAUCAUUAGCUACAACGUACUCGUGGACCAGGAAGUGCGUGCCACAGUGCCACUAAGUGCCCGCUCCAAGUUCCUGAUAGAAAAGCUAAACCUGGCAUCGCACGCCCAUCGCAUUUCAGUGCAAAGCGUGACAGAGAGGGGUGUCUCGGACCCUCUGAGAUGCACGCUGAUGGUGGGGAAGGACGUCACGGUGGCACCGUGCCAGCUGCGAGUAGACAACCUAGCACAGAAUUCGGCUGAGCUCACGUGGAUGCCCAGCAACAGCAACUACAGUCACACGGUGUAUCUGGAUGGAGCCGAGUACGAUGUGGUGAAACCGGGAGGAUACAAGUACCGCUUCUACAACCUCAAGCCAAUGACGGUGUGCAAGGUGCGUGUGUUGGCACAGCCACAUCAGAUGCCUUGGCAUCUGUCGCUAGAGCAGAGGGAGAAGAGGGAGAUCUCGGUGGAGUUCUGCACGCCGCCUGCCGGUCCUCCAUAUCCUCCUCAAGAUGUGCACGUUCUCUGUGGAACAUCUCCAGGGGUCCUGCAGGUGCGAUGGAAGCCUCCAUCACUUACAGCCAGUGGCACCUCCAAUGGAGCCAACGUCAUCGGCUAUGUGGUUUGCACCAAGGGUCAAAAGAUUGCUGAGGUAAUGUUACCCACAGCAGACUACGUGACGGUGGAGGUGAAUCGCAUCCAGGGUUUGGAGGCGCACGAGGUCGUGGUCCGCACCAUCUCAGCUGAAGGCGAGUCGCAGGACUCCAACGCUGCCACCAUCCCAUAUAACCUUCUGCCUUCCUCAUCCCAGUCUCGCCCUCACCCGCCCCCAUAUCCCCAUAACUACCCCCAAAGCUUUCCUCACCCACCGCCACCCCCACCUCACACGCAGCCCCAUCAUCCAAUCCCACAACCCCACGUCCACCCUCCACCACCUGCUCAGCAGUUCCCGAAACCCAAACUCCUUCCAAGUGCCCGAGACAUCCACACCAAAGAGCCGGAUCCAGGCAGGAGGCAGUGCCAGCCCUGGGAGCCUCACCCACGGGCACCGUCACCACUGCCACCCUCUACUGCCACCGGUCACGGCCUGGAGCCUCCGCCACCUCAUCUGCACACGCACCCAAGGAUUCUACCCCAGCCUCAGGGGGCACCCAUCUCCAACACAGUGGCACGCGCCAUGGCACGGCAGGCAGCACAAAGACACAGUUCCAACAAUAAGACGGAACGGAGGAACAUCUUCAGUGAAAGGAGUACUGCUCUUCACUCUGAUGAAGAAGAAGACUACGAUUCACCCUGUAUCAGACGGAGAGGAGCCUCGGUGGACGACUUUCUCAGGGGCUCUGAAAUGAGCAGACAUCAUCACCCCUGCAGUCACAGUGAGGAGUACUACACGGAGAGCAGUCGGGGAUCAGAUCUGUCCGAUAUCAUGGAGGAGGAUGAGGAGGAGCUGUACUGUGAGAUGCAGCUGGAGGAAGGUCGGCGGCGCAGCAUCAGCUCACACAACACACUGAAGCUUUUAGGGAACUCCUCGUCCAGGGGCCGCUCGGACCGACUGGACCCAUCUGGCCAUAGGACAAGUCACGGCUGUCCUCCCCCACAUAGAAGACCAAUGAUGGUUCCUUCUAUUGAAAUCACAAUGGAGAAUAACAGUGAAGGGAGUGAGGGGAACUUCUCACCUGUCAAGGACGAUGUUUACUAUGGCAGUGUAGCGCACGGCAGGAAAUGGGCCCCCCAGCGAUCAGAGCAGCGAUAUGAUGGUUAUGGUGGACGGGGCAAACGCUCUCCAGACUACUAUGAGGAGAUGGAUCCAGAUAUCCUGACCCGGGUUUUUGUAGCGCUGUUUGAUUAUGAGCCGCAGUCCAUGUCACCCAACCCUGACGCUGCAGUGGAAGAACUUCCCUUUAAAGAGGGACAGAUCAUAAAGGUGUUUGGAGAAAAGGACACGGACGGUUUCUACAGAGCGGAGAUACGUGGACGGAGAGGUCUCAUCCCCUGUAACAUGAUUUCUGAGGUGGAGACAGAGGACAACGACAUGAUGGACCAACUUAUCAAACAGGGCUUCCUGCCACUCAACACACCUGUUGAAAGAAUAGUGAACUAUGAUCGGUUCAUGGACGGGCGAAUGCUAAACCGCAGGGCUCGAAAAUCCAAAAGAGAGAGGAACAGGAGAAGUGGACGACACCCGAUGUCCACACGUCGGAUGGUGGCUCUGUAUGAUUACGACCCCAGAGAGAGCUCUCCCAACGUGGAUGUGGAGACUGAGCUGACCUUCUGUGCCGGAGAUGUGAUAGCAGUGUUUGAAGAGAUUGAUGAAGAUGGAUUUUACUAUGGGGAGCUGAAUGGGCACAGAGGCCUGGUGCCCUCCAACUUUCUGGAAGAAGUGCCUGACGACGUGGAGGUUUUUCUCUCCGAACCGCAGGAGCAUCCGAGCAGGACCAAGAGCAAAAGGGUACACCCUGUUUCACAGCACUAGCCCCUUCGUUCAUUCAUACACUUGCUCUAUCUCUUUAUUUUAACUCUCCUGUCGGCACUCGGUUUUUCCUCCUCUCCUGUUCGUCUGUGUUUUGUGUUGCGUGGCGGCUGUUUUUUUUUUUUUUUUUUUUUUUUUUUGGUGUAAUAAAGAAAUAAUGAAGAUAAAGCAGAUACUAAAACUGCUUGUUAUCAAGAUGUGCCACUCAUUAUGUCAAAACGUGUAUAAAAUACUUGGGGAAAGAAAAUAUGUGUUAUGAAAAUUAAAUGGUCUUUAUAAAGCAAAAUGUAAGAAAAUGUACAGAAUGACUUCGCAAUGUUCAUGAUUAUAAUAUUAUUAUUAUUAUUAUUUGUAAAUAGAGGGAUAAAGCAGCACAGAGUCUUAAUUAUAUUUCUUGAUUAUUAUAAAAGAGGAUUUAUGAAUGAGUGUGAUCUGAAAACUACUUUCUAAUAGAGGCAAUAGUUUUGAUGUACAGAGAGAUGUCAUGUAGAAAUGCAUGCCCCCUUUGUCCGAAAUGCUCGACUUUCUCCAUACAUUUUUAUAUUAUGCAAAAGAUUCAGACAGAAAGUCAGAAAAAAAACAUUUUGUAUGUUUCCAAAGUAAUUUGUCUUUUGUAUAUUGCUGAUAUUUAAGACGUCCGAGC